Blepharisma stoltei is the source of this 1185-nucleotide messenger RNA. NCBI's taxonomy places the organism in Eukaryota, Ciliophora, Heterotrichea, Heterotrichida, Blepharismidae. The record is from the annotation of a GenBank genome assembly.
AUGUCAUCAGGGUUUAGAGUUAAGCACAAAUUAGAUCAUCUUGAUGAAGGUGAAGAAAUGGAGCUGGUGCUUGCUGAUUCUUCCAUUACAGAUGAAAACGAAGAACUCUUGAUAAAUCCUCAUCUGGAAGCUCUGAAUCGGGCAAAAACUAAUCAAAAAAUAAAGCAAAUCGCAAAUACCAAAGGAAUUAACCAUUCAUAUGAUGAUUCUGAGUCUAAAACACUUCUUUCAAAAUAUGAUGACCCCUCAAUUAAAGAAGAAGGCUUUUUUCUUGACCAAUCUGGGAAUUUUAAGCCUCCUUCUCAUGAAGAAUCCAAAAUUCAAGGCACUACUUCAUUAGAUGUCAAAAAAAGUGUUGCCAAAGAAUACCAGGACUUUAAGCCUCCUAAAAAGCGGGCAAGAGCUAUGGACUUUUUAGAAGGUUCACGCACAGAGAGACAGGAAAAAUAUAUGGAAGCAAGAAAACAAAUGAAGCUUUCGAGCAUAAUUGGUGAAGAUGAAGACGAAGACUUGCAUAAAAGUUUGCAAAAAUCACUAAAUAAAGCAAACCGAAUAAAUGCCACUCGUAUUGAAACCCCAAUUACUCAAGAAGGCGAAGAAUACACAGAUACUUCGCAAUUUUUAAGCUCAGUUCAACCAAUCCAGCCUAGGAAUUUAAAUUUGACACUUAAAGAUGCAAGGGAUGGGACAGUCUCAGUGUCAAAUAUAACUCUUCCUACUGAAAGAAUCAAAGGAAACUCUUCAUCAACUAUUCAAACUAGCAAUCCUGAAAUCUAUGAUAAAGCAAAAGAAGAAAAUAAAACAGCUGAGCCAGUAAUUAAAGAAGAGCCAAAAAUUGACCGAGGACUAGCUGGCUGUUUAGCUUUAUUAAGAGAAAGAGGAGAAUUAAAUAAAAAGUUUUAUUUUGGAAGAUCAAAGGAUAAAGUUAGCGAAGAAGAGGAAGAUAGGGCUUAUAGAGAUGAUAAAGGAAGACUUCUCACUAAAAAGCAAGCGUUCAGAAACCAAUGCUAUGCUUUCCACAACCAAAAACCAGGUAAAAAUAAACAGAAAAAACUUAAUGAAAAAGAAAAGAUCCAAAUGAAGCAAGAAAAGCUGGACCCUUCCAAAGGCUCUGCGACGUUUAUGGCUGCGAAGUCUAUAAUGACCAAGAAAGAAACUCCUUAUGUUAUCAUUUCCAAGAAUUAA